UGAACCCCUAAUAUGGAUCUUGCUACCAUGGCCUAAACAUGCCAGGUCCGACCUCGAGGCUUUGACCUGUGAUUUGCAAAUGUGCCCACCAAGGAAAACACGUUAUUAAAUACAGGUAUGUCACAGCUAAAUGCUAGGUUAGCAACCCAUUAAAUAAUGGCCUGAGCAUGCAAGAAAGAUCCACCAUCAGACGAAACUGCGGUGCUGGUUCUUGCUGCCAAUUGUUUGGACAGUAGCACAAAACAAUGUACUAAACACGAGACGACUUUAGUGUUGCGAUCUCUAUGCGUCUGGCAAAUCUCAAGGCAUAGCAGACAGCAUCUGGGAGAUGUAAUGGCGUGAUUCUUCAUGUCUACCAAUCAAAUGCUACUGCAUGUACAUUUAUGUAUAAAUAGGCCUGAGCAGAGCAGUAGACACAUCAAACCAAGAAGUAUUCUUUUCUGUUCCUCCUCUCUUCAACCACAAUACAGAGAAAAGCUUCAAGCUCAGAUAUGGCUUUCCACCAAAGAUCGACAAGUUUGCCUUCUAGGCCUCACGUUAGUGAGACCCAAGUCGAGCAAGAACUCCAGAGCCUAGAAGCAAGCAUCUCUUCCUCCAAUUCCAUCAGCGCGAUGUGCGAUGGUCUCAGGAGUCUUGCAAAUAUCUACGAUGGUCUUGAAGAGAUUAUUUGCCUACCAAGCCACCAAGUUUGCUCCUCCCAGCAGAGGAACAUGUUGGAUGGAGAGAUGGGAUGCUCCGUUGAGCUCUUAGAUCUCUGCAGCACCAUGCAAGAGACCUUCGCCGAGAUGGUGGUCAUCAUCCAAGAGCUGCAAGUGGCUCUAAGAAAAGGAGAUGAUGCGGCUGCUCAAGCCAAGAUCAAGUCUUUUACUCGCUUGGCGAAGAAGGCCAGGAAACAUUUCAAGAAGACUUCCAAGAAGGCUGCAUCCGACAAGAUGGUCAUGCUAUUGACCAACGCAAGAGAGAUCUGCAUCUCUCUGUUGGAGUCCACACUCCAUCUCUUGUCGAAGCAAAUUGAAAUGCCAAAGCAGUCUCUUGUCUGCAAGGCAUUUUACAAGAAGAAGGUUGUUGUUUGCGAGGAGCAAUUGCAGGAGUUAGAGUGCAGCAUCGGAGAUCUUCAGAAUGGAGCAGGAAAUCUGUUCAGGAAAUUAGUCCAGAACAGAGUUUCUCUUUUAAACAUUCUUAGCUCAUAAAUACUCCACAUCACUCUACUCCCUGCGAUUGUCAUCCGCCUUUUUGAGGAUGAGCCAAUCUUGAUACAGUUUUUCCAUGUGUAUAGUAUACAGUACAGAUGUACAGAAAUUAUAGAAACAAAGACCAAAGUUUUGAUCCA
Molecule: messenger RNA, 1330 nt
Organism: Triticum urartu
Lineage: Eukaryota; Viridiplantae; Streptophyta; Magnoliopsida; Poales; Poaceae
Source: RefSeq, a predicted model, not a curated record